Messenger RNA from Ailuropoda melanoleuca (giant panda), 481 nucleotides. Its product is annotated as killer cell lectin-like receptor 5. NCBI's taxonomy places the organism in Eukaryota, Metazoa, Chordata, Mammalia, Carnivora, Ursidae. Bases 110 to 412 code for a protein of 100 amino acids. The transcript has 3 exons. The record is from RefSeq and is a predicted model, not a curated record.
GCUCAACUCAGGGGACCGGCUGAAAAAGGUGUCCCCUACUCCUCCGCCAUCUUAACCUCCCCCCCCCGAAUUGAAGAAUUUUGAAGACAGUAGGAAAUUGUGCAAGACAAUGGACUCCAAGCUUGUUAAAAUAGAAGAUGAAAAGGAACUGAGCUUCCUUCAAAGUCAGGUGUCCUAUUACACUUGGAUUGGACUGUCCGGUAAAGGAAUCAGCAGUUCCUGGACAUGGGAAGAUAACUCACCACCCUUCCUCAAAAUAGGAAAGGCAGCGUGGUAUACUGGCUGGCUGAAGACAAAGCAGAAGCUGACACCCUGCAACACCACCCCCACCAUGUAUGCAACAUUCCUGGGCACUCCUGGCUGCCCUAAAACUAAGGAAAGGACCUGCAGCUCAUUGAUAAGGACACAGUGAUAGUGUGGACAGCCUUGGCUUGAUGGUGGUGGGGCCUCCAGUGUCCUGCUAGUCUCCUUUGACAUAUGA